Molecule: messenger RNA, 3223 nt
Organism: Scleropages formosus (Asian bonytongue)
Lineage: Eukaryota; Metazoa; Chordata; Actinopteri; Osteoglossiformes; Osteoglossidae
Gene: phc2b
Product: polyhomeotic homolog 2b (Drosophila)
Exons: 17
Coding region: 198-2831 (877 amino acids)
Biological process (GO): negative regulation of DNA-templated transcription
Cellular component (GO): nucleus; PRC1 complex
Molecular function (GO): histone binding; chromatin binding; zinc ion binding
Source: RefSeq, a predicted model, not a curated record
UUUUUUCUCUCUCUCUCCUGCACCUCCUCUCUGCCUGGUCUAUUCUGAGACUGUCGGAUAUAACAAGAAAUGGUGUAGGAUACCAAGAGAGGAAGAAGAAAGCCCAGCCGAGGAGGCAGACGGGGCCUAGACAUAAGGUUGGGGACCUCUCGUCUGACAGGCCACCGCGUGCUCCAGGGAUCCAGGGAGUGGCCGUUAUGGAGAACGAGCAGGCGCCACCGGCCUCCAGCGCCAGCAGCACGGGGACCACCACCGCCACCACCACCACUUCCAGUACCACCACUACCAGUGGCAGCGCUGGGAGGCAGGCCGUGCCGCAGAUCUCUGUGUACAGCGGCAUCCCGGACAGGCAGACGGUGCAGGUGAUCCAGCAGGCCCUGCACCGGCAGCCCAGCACGGCCGCGCAGUACCUGCAGCAGAUGUACGCAGCCCAGCAGCAGCACCUCAUGCUCCAGACGGCAGCCCUGCAGCAGCAGCAGUUGAGCAGUGCGCAGCUCCAGAGCCUGGCUGCUGUGCAGCAGGCCAGCAUUGCAGCAGGAAGACAGGGCUCCAGCCAAAAUGGUGCAUCAUCCCAGCAUACCGGAUCCACCCAAACCACUAUUAAUCUGACAACCUCCCCGGCGGCUGCCCACCUGAUCAGCCGAGCGCAGAGCGUCAGCUCCGCCCCUGCCGGCAUCUCCCAGCAGGCCGUGUUGCUGGGUAAUCCCCCCAGUCCUGCCCUCACUGCCAGUCAGGCCCAGAUGUACCUGCGUGCCCAGAUGGCACAGCAAAGUAACCUUGUGCAAGUAGCUAGGAGCCUAGGCCGUGCUGUUCCUUUGUCCCCCCAGCUUAUCUUCACCCCCACCGCCACCGUGACUGCGGUUCAGCCGGACGCCUCCUCACAGUCAGCCGGGCAGCAGUCGGCCAGCGCGCAGAGACUUGAAAAUACAAGAAUUCAGGUACAGAACCUGGCCAUCCGCAGCCAGCAGGGGCCAGCGUCUGCCUCUCCCUCCCAGACACAGCUCCAGGGCCUGAGCCUCAAGCAGAGCCCCCUCUCAGUCCAGGCCACGGGCCAGCUCAAGAGCUCCGGCCAGGGAGGCCAGGGAGGUCAGGGCUCCGGGGGGAAGGGCAGCCCACCCGAGGCCUCCACCGAGGGCGGUAAGAAGAGUGAGAACGCCUCCGGGUUGGAGGCGCGCGUAGUGAACAUGAGCCGCAAUGUGACAUCCGUGAGCAGCCACCCUCUCAUUGCUCCAGCUAUAUCCGAGACUUUUACAGAACCUACCAAAGGAAUAAAUCGAGCAUAUGCACAGAUCCAGCCUCACCAACUGGUCCAGCAGCACAAGCAGCAGCAAUUUGUCAUCCAGCAGCAGCCCCAGGUAGCCCAAAGGUCUCCGGCCCAGAUGCUACAGACAGCCUCCGUUCAACCCCACCUGCAAACCCAGACCUUGGCAACUCAGCCACCCACAACAGGUGCCCCGGCCCAGUCCUGUUCCAUCCCAGUGCUACCGAAGCCACAGGCACCCAGUCAGCAGGCCACCAUCUUCCACUCCACAGUGGGGCCCCAGUCACUUGCGCACCCUGCCGCCUCAUCGGGUCAACCUAAGGCCCAACCCGUGCAGCUCACUGCCAUCAACCUCCAGAUACAACCAACAGCAACCACAGGAGCACGACUUGUACAGGACAAGGUCAGCAAAGAGAAGCCAACAUCCCUGGUGGUCAGAGAAACCAACCCCAACCCCAUCACUGUCCAGAGCACCACAACCACCCAGCAAGGUGUCAGCAGCACAGAUCAGUGCAAGUCUGACUCCAGCAAAUCUACAGCCCAGGCUGAAGGUGCUGCCGAGGGGGCGAGCGCCACGACGGGACCGGGCUCUCCGCCAGCCAUGACCUCGGGCAACGAGAACGACGCCCCCAGCGUGGCCGGCAGUGCGCCCCAGAACGGCGAGAACAAGCCCCCCCAGGCCAUCGUGAAGCCCCAGGUCCUCACGCACGUCAUCGAGGGCUUCGUCAUCCAAGAGGGAGCCGAGCCGUUCCCCGUGGAACGAGCACCACAGCUGGUUGACAGUCUGAAGAAGCCGACACAGCAGCUGCCUUCUGACACAGAGAAGACCCCCCAGAGCAACCCCCCGAACACCACCGACUCCGAGAUGGAGGAGCUGAACCAGCAAGAACUACGGGACCAGGAUGAUGAAAAUACACCGCGGCUGAGGUGUGAACUCUGUGGCUGGGUGGACUUCGCAUACAAGUUUAAGGGGUCAAAGAGGUUUUGCUCCAUGGUUUGCGCAAAGAGGUACAAUGUCGGUUGCACAAAGCGAAUGGGCCUUUUCAACCCAGACAGAAGCAAAAGCACAAAUCGCUGGCGACGGAAAUCCCGCAGUGGCAGCCGCCAGAGCGUAGAGGCCAAGAAGCAGAGGCUCUCUGCACCCCAGCAGCCCUUGGGAGGGUCUGUGUCUUCCAACCUCCCCUCCCAGCCCAGCCAAGGGGAGUCCAGUCCAUGCUCAGAAGUGUCCAGCUACGAGGGGCCGCCCUCGCCCCUGUCAGCGGCCAGCUCGGGAGCUCCGGGUCCCCAGGGAGACCGGGGCUCUGACCCUGAAGGUGCCGCCAGAGAGCUGCCCCUUCUCACUCAGCACUUCCUGCCCAACGAUCCCACCCAGUGGAAUGUGGAGGAGGUGUAUGAGUUCAUUCGCUCUCUGCCAGGCUGCCAAGAGAUAGCAGAUGAAUUCCGCUCGCAGGAGAUUGAUGGCCAGGCGCUGCUGCUGUUGAAGGAGGACCACCUGAUGAGCGCCAUGAACAUCAAGCUGGGCCCGGCACUCAAGAUCUAUGCUCGUAUCAGCAUGCUCAAGGACUCGUAGCUCAGCCUGGGCAAUUGAGGGACUUGUCAAAGACAAACGUCACGUCCUUCAACAUCAGAUCCGAAUGUGAACUUUAAUCAGACCUUGACAUGGAUUCCUAACGCUGCACUACACUAUGACCUCACACUUAGAGGAGACCCCUUCCUCAAACCUGAGCCCUCCAUUCUCUUCUCCAUCAGUGACUCCUGGAAGGCCCCCUUCUAAAUGGACCAGACACUCGGAACAACACAACAGUGAGACUUUGGGGGGGUGCAGGGGAUACUCUUCCAGUUUUACAGAGGCUGAGACCAUACAGCAUGGAGGAUGGCAAAUAGGUGUCACCGUUCAGUGAAAAUCAACUAGUGGGCAAUUUCAGUCCCACUGAAAUUUUUUUUUUUUUUUUUUUUUUUUUU